Molecule: messenger RNA, 5972 nt
Organism: Danaus plexippus (monarch butterfly)
Lineage: Eukaryota; Metazoa; Arthropoda; Insecta; Lepidoptera; Nymphalidae
Gene: Dab
Product: protein disabled
Exons: 19
Coding region: 512-4807 (1431 amino acids)
Source: RefSeq, a predicted model, not a curated record
AGCGAGUGUGCGCACCCCUCCACCCCUCGUCGCUACACGGCCUGUCACAGUGGGGCGGUGCGGCAAUGCGCUCAUGUGGCCACGGACGAGAACCGUUCGGAACUGAACUAUUAUAAACAGUAAUGUCCUAUUCGCUGCCUACAAUCGUUAUCUUAUAGCGUACUCUAUGUCGUAUUAUACAGAUACGAAUUAAUACGUCGCGCCACAGCUCCUGUGUUCUCGCAACGGAGAUGGCACCGCGAAAAUCAAUAACACUGCGAGCGGUGUAUUGGAUCUGAGUCGUGACCCACAGUAUAUAGAUGCAAUCGCGUCCGUGUUGUGAUUAUAAUUAACUUUCAUGUGUUAUCAGAGCUAAGGCGUGAUCCCGAUGUUCAAUCACAAGCUACCGACUGACUUUCCAAUGCAAACCCUUCGUAAGAAAACCAGCCCUUGCAAAUAGGGUGUUUUGGUCCGAGGCGUUGGAGCGGUGUCGCGGCGGGAGUAGCUAACUUUUGAGGUUUUGUUGGGAAUAAUGCAGGUGUGUCAUUUCCAGCACCUCCUGCGCCACUUCGAUAAGAACGAGCCGGGUCGAUUUCUGGGUGAGGGGGUCUCUUUUCGGGCAAAAUUGAUCGGAGUUCUCGAGGUACCGGAAGCGAGGGGGGACAGGAUGUGCCAGGAAGCGCUGGCUGACCUCAAGAUGGCCAUCAGAGCCGCCGGGGAGCACAAGCAGAGGAUACAAGUACACGUUGCUAUCGACGGGCUAAGACUGCGUGAUGAUAAGACUGGAGAUUCUCUGUAUCAUCACCCAGUCCACAAGAUAUCCUUCAUAGCCCAGGACAUGACAGACUCCCGGGCCUUCGGAUAUAUCUUCGGAUCACCAGACACUGGACACAGAUUCUUCGGCAUCAAGACUGAUAAAGCUGCUAGUCAAGUAGUUAUAGCGAUGAGGGAUCUCUUUCAAGUGGUUUUCGAAUUGAAGAAGAAGGAAGUGGAAAUGGCGAAGCAACAGCUCGAGGGGAAGACGGUUAGCAGUCUCGCUAGACAUGCCGCCGUCACUGCCACAGAUAAAGCCAAGAGCGUUCCAUCCGGGGAGAGCGCUAAGACCGAGGGUCCGGAAGGAGGAGUGGCGGAGCUGGUAGACUUGGAGCAAGAACUAUGUUCACUAAGACGUGGUCUCACUCAAGUUGAAGGACUCACACCUAGUACAGAUCCUUUCGGUGACUCCUUUAUUGUACCAGCUCAGAAGGGCUUACUGCCUCCUCCUCCUCGAGGCCGUGCUCCCCCCCGAGCACCAUUUUCCCCCAGCAAGCCGAGCUUCGAUCUGACCUCCGACAUCGAGCCCAAGAUAGACUUACCGGAUAUGGAAAUACCAGAACUGCCUGAUCUGAGGGAGCCUAAAACCACCAUGGUGCGUGGUGGUGGCUACGACGUGUUCACGGACCUCGACCCACUGGGCACCGGACGGAGUAAACCUUACGUUGACAAAAAACUCUUCUUUCAGGAGCUCAAAAAUCCACCAAAGAAAGUGCUCAAAGACCUCGUACCGACGACGCAUUCCCUUCUAUCAGAUAUCUUGCCGGUAGAGAAAUCGGAUUACGGGCCGCCCACCACGAUGACGUCACUGACUCGUCACUCAGGAGGCACGGUCGCGGUAGCGAAACCGACUCAGCAGACCUUCUCACCGAACUUCUUUACAUCGGAUCCGUUCGCCGAGACGGAUCCCUUUGAUAACACGGACCCCUUCUCAGACACGUUCAAGGACGAUCCCUUCACCACCAUGGCUGAAUUCCCUAAGAUCAGCACCCUGAGGAUGGAGGAGCCGAAGAAUAGGGCCAAGGAAUCAAUACUUGACAAAGACAGUCUGGACGUGGAUAAGAACGUGUUCAAUGGACCGCUCCAAGUGUCUCUACCGCCGGAACCCACGCCCAAAUCCCCGAGACUAACCAGACAGAACACGGACACAAGCACGAUACGCCAGCGACCGACGCCUGGUCGUAUUAGUGGUGAGGGUGCAUCCCCCCCUCCCCCGCUCCCCCCCAAGAAGACCGACGCUGCCCCCGCCCCGCCCCGGCCCCCCCACGAACAUGAUGACGACACACCGCCCCUGCCAAAACCCGCUAGGAAGAAGGAACCAUUGGCUGACCGCAGCACUAAGCCGCGGCAGUCGUCCCUGGCGACGAGCUCGGAGGACGAGUACCUGUCCCCGGCGCCGCCUCCCCUGCCCGCGGCUCGUAGACUUGACAUCACACUCAGCCAGCUCUUGACACUCACCAUGGACGACCUGGCCGCUCGACUUCGGGUUCCAGCUGAAACAUUGUCUUCAAUGACGCUGCCUCAACUGACUGACUAUCUGAGAUCAUAUGUGGCUUCCGAGAACGAGAAGGCUCAUAUACACGUGGAACCGCUGAUGAGACCGGAGAAGGAAAAGGUGAUGCCAAUAAUACCCACGACUGUAUCAGAGAAAUUAGUAACUCUAGCGCCGGUGAGCCAGUUCAGACCUCAGUUCGAAGACAACUUCGCGCCGUCGGACUCCGCGGACACUUUCGUAGCGAACUUUGACGACUUCGAUAAGAAAGCCAAUCCAACUUACGACAAAUACGCCGCCUUCAGAGAAAUACAGGAGCAGGAGCUGAAGGCGAAAUCCAUAUUAGACCCGAUAGAACCCGAGAAACAAGAAGAUGGUGAACUGACCAUCAUAGAGAAGCUGAUCAAGACCGAGGAACAGAAGAUAGAGGAACGUAAGGAACUAGACAAGAGUCCGCUGAAGAGUUUGGACGAACUGACGAUAAACUCGUUCAACAUGUUCAGGAACACCGUCAGCCCGAAACCCAUCGACGCCAAGAUAGAAGAUAUAAAGACGGUCAUGAAGAACCUGCAGAUAGAACAGCAGAGACGCAGCGUAUCACCCAGGGACAACGGGCUGCCGGACACCAAACAAGAGGACACCAGCGACAGGUACGCCGCCUUGAGGGAAAUCACCAUAACGGAGCCGCCGGAAGACUUCGAAUCGAUACCACCCGAGGCGCCCAAGGAGAGGAAGAAAUCUGACGAGAAGUCCGACGGGUUUGAUAACUCAGAUUUCUUUGAUUGCAUCGAUAAUAGUUCGCUGUCUUUUAACGUGGAGGACGCGUUCAGGAAGAGUCCCAUAGUGAAGGAGAAGGAGGAAGAGAAGAAAGUAGAAGAGAAAAAGGAAGAUCCUCCGAUAGAAGAGAUUCCAGUAAGAGAUCUACAACCACCAACGAGACUUUCGACGGGUUCCAUCAGUGACGUCGCCAGUGGAUCCUCGCCGGAUACUAAAGGUGCGGUGGUGGGGGUGGUGGGUGGUCUCACUAGACUGGGCUGGACGGAAGGCUGGUCCUCUGAUUCGCGGGAGUCCGAGCCUCGCCAAAGGAGAAGACGGACACACAAUAGAGGACCCUCGGUACAGACAUCAUCAUCGUCUCGCGACGUGUCUCCGUGGGACGAGGAGCCGCCGACCAGACUAGCACGACCCCCCUCGCAUAGGGACAGGGGAAGGGACUCUAGGCACAAUUCAUCCGGUUCAAGAGAGUGUCUCGACUCAGGCAGCGGGAGGGAGAAAGAGAAACGAGACAAACGAGGCAGCAGAGAAAGAGACCUGAACAGAGAUGGCAGGGACUCUGCGAGAGAUAGGAGAGACUCCGGUAGUGGGAGAGAUAGGCGUGACGUCAGCAAAGAAAGAGAUCACAGAGACCACAGAGAGGGCAGAGACAGAAGAGAUAGACGGAGUAGAGAAAGAGAAAAGGAGUCUUGGAACAGAGAGAGGACUUACAGUAGAGAAAGGGACUACAGGGACUCGAGGAGCAGAGAGAGAUCUAAGGACUAUAGGGACAUGGACAGACAUAGGAAGACAAGACAUUCGUAUGAUGACGGAGAUUACAGUGACGGAUGCGGUUCAGGGAGAUCUUCGCCCAGGGAACGGUGGAACGAAAGAUGGAGGAGAGAUGAAAGAAACUAUGGUUCCUUGGGCUGGAGGGAGACUAGAGGGAGACGGAGGAAUGAACUGAGGCAGGCGGAGGACAGCAGUGAGAGGAGAUAUGGCUGUACUCUCGGCUGGCCCGGACGACGGUCUGCUGGUGGUACAAGGAGAGAGACGGAUAGAGAGAUCAGAGAUUCCAGGGAAUCUCGGGACUCGGGGCGGGAUUCUGGACGGGAUUCGAGAGACCCGCGGGACUCCGGCAGGGAGUCGGGCCGAGACUCCCGCGAUCCACGGGAUUCUGGACGGGAUUCGGGUCGUGAAUCCCGAGACGCCAGGGAACCGGUCCGGGAUUCACGGGAUCCGAGACGACGGCGCAGGGAGGAUGCGAGAACUAGACCACGGGAUUACAGGUUCUCGAACGACUUCUCUCCUCGUGAGAGAGAACACCCCUCGCCAUUUGAUAAUGAUUUCCAAGAUACUCCUGUACCGAGCGUGAAGAAGAAGACUCCUUACGCCACUCUGGAAGGAACCAGGUUAUUAUUCGAGGCGGAGGACAGUACGGCGUCCCCUCUAUCAGCCGGGUCCCUCCGCCGCGAGGGCGAGUCCCCCGCGGCUCGUUUCCGGUUCGACUCCGACUCGGUCUCCCCGCGGUCCAUGUUCGAGGACGACUUCACGCCGCGGGCCCCGUCCAUCGCGGAGGAGGACGAGGGGGACCCGGCCCCGCUGCGGACGAGGCCCCCGCGUGACGUCAGGAAGUCCGACUCGGUGGACAUCUUCACUCGGGAGUCCGACCCCUUCGAGGGCGACGCGUUCUUCGCUUGCACCGGCUCGGACCGGGUGGCGCGGAGAGAGAACUGGCCGGGCGACUUCCAGGGCUUCGACAACGUGUAAUCAUACGCACCCACGCUUCAGACCUGCUGUUCUAGAUGCGAAUACUCACUGUAGCCGUUUUAAUAUGUUCUCCAUAUAUUAGAGUGUUGUUAAGGAUCUCAUAUUGUGUAAUUAUAUACUGAAACUCCCUAAUAUUAAGUGAUUGUAAUCUACUGUGAAUUAUAAAACUUAGCGAGCCGUGUAUUAAUUCUGCCCGCGUCUUUUUAUUAUGCCUUUAGUGAACCUGUGAUAUAUGCUUGUGUUUUGAUUUGUUUUUCGCUUUAACAACUGCAGCAGAUCGUUAGAGGGUUGUUAAGAUUACUGACUUGAUUUAUAACUACAUAUUGAAAAAAAAAAACAAAAACCAUUCCUUACACUAAUCGUCUUUUUAUAUGUAGCGGUAUAAAGCAAAACAACAAAAAAAAUAUUCUGGGCACAAAGUUUAGAUACUCGUGGGUUAUUGAUCAUGUAAAUAUUUUCUAAUGUUGCUUUGUAAAUAACAUUUCCGUUCAAUUAAAUACUGUAUCAAAUAUCCAAAAAUCAACAAACACCCAGAAAUCAUAUUACUACUGGGAUUCCUAAUGAAAUUAAUGAACCCCCGUACAUUGUCUUGAUAAGAAUUCUUAUCUAUGAAGUAAUUCUUGUGUCUUUGAUAUCAUUUAUUUAUAUUUUUUAUUAUCUGACUUUGUGUAUUUAAUUUAUUUGACUGUUGAUAUUCUGCUCAUAUGUAACGGUGAGUGGAUAUUUCUUUGAAUUUUGACAUUUUGAUACAUGUAUUUAUAAAACCGAUAUGUUUCUUGUAACCACUAUAUUUUAUUUCUGUGAUAUAAUAAGUAUUGGAAUUUCAUUAAAUGUAAAGCAAUAAAAUUAACUUUUUUGAUGGAUGAUAUUUAAACAUGUAUGUUAUGUACCUCACAUAUUAAUAAAUGUAUUAAUGUCUAGCGCUGAUGUUAUCUGUAGUUUCUCGCUUGUUGGGUUUGCUUUGAUUUGUGUGUUACAUCAGAUUGCCCUAUUGAUACUCCUCACAUCGGAACAUGUUUUGUAUUUAUGUAUUUUUGUACAUAAAUAGUUUUAUGUAUAAUAAUGUGCAAUUAUUACUCCUGAAGAGCAGUACCAAAGGUAUUUAUGUUAUAUACCUAACUGUUGUGUAAAAUACUUAAAAGUUAAUAAACUUAUAACAACCUUU